Molecule: messenger RNA, 1869 nt
Organism: Paracoccidioides lutzii Pb01
Product: hexokinase family protein
Exons: 2
Coding region: 1-1869 (622 amino acids)
Biological process (GO): glycolytic process; glucose 6-phosphate metabolic process; intracellular glucose homeostasis
Cellular component (GO): cytosol; mitochondrion
Molecular function (GO): ATP binding; fructokinase activity; glucokinase activity
Source: RefSeq, a predicted model, not a curated record
AUGGCGCAAUGCAGCGGUAUCGACAACCAAGACCCUGCUCUAGAUCAUGAGUCAUAUGACGGCAAUGAUGGCCUCCAGGGAAUGGAUAAUGGGUCGUCUAGUCUGCAAAGCGAUGAUGACACCAUCGACAGAUUCCUAAGUCCUCUUGUUGUGCCUGACACCACUCUCUAUCAACUGGCCUGCCGGUUCCAACAUGUGUACCGCCACCUUGCUCGAACAUCAGAAGAGCAGUUCUUACCCACUCCGGUAACAAGACUACCGACGGGCCAAGAAACCGGCAGAUACUUGGCGAUUGACGUUGGUGGGACCAAUCUCAGAGUGGCCUUCAUCGAACUCCUGGGAGCAGCGCCGGAGAGUGACAGUAGCACCAACUCCCCGAAAUCACGUGAUACCAUGAGGAAGGCACAGAGAAAACGGGUAAAUCGAACAUUAGAAAGGACUUGGCCAAUAGGGGAGCAUCUGAAGAAGGACCAGGCAGAGGAUUUGUUUUUGUGGAUCGGCGACUGCAUGGCAGAGGUGGUGGCAGACAGCUUAGCGCUUAAUGUUGCAGCUGGUACCUCUUUUCCAACAGAGCUUGAAAUGGGCAUCACCUUCAGCUUUCCGAUGAUGCAAGAAUCACUCUCUGAGGCGAGAUUGAUGCCAAUGGGAAAAGGCUUUGCAAUAACCUCCAAUCUUGAUCUAGGCGGUAUAUUACUCGCAGGAUAUGACAGGCAUACAAGGCGACCCUUUGAGAGAGACGAACCGUCCGCCAAAAGACGGAAACUUUUUGACCUGCCAAAACUUAAGAUUGCGGCCAUCACCAAUGACACAGUAGCAACCCUUGCAUCGUUAGCGUACCUCGUAAAGUCCUUACCAAAUAGCCGUGUUGCGAUGGGCAUCAUUGUGGGGACGGGCUGCAACGCCACGAUCCCUAUGAGAUUGAAAGACCUCCACGAAUCAAAGGCAAAGCACAUUUCUUCGAAACAUCCAUGGGCCGUGGAAACUGUCGUCAACACUGAAUGGACCCUCAAUGGUGCUGCACCGCCUCUCCGUGAGCUGAACAUCACUACAAAGUGGGAUACACAGCUGGAUGAGGCCUGCACCCGACCCGGUUUCCAACCAUUCGAGUAUAUGACCGGAGGCCGCUAUAUCGGUGAGCUGGUACGGAUUGUCUUCUACGAUUACCUGACCAACGUAGUUGGGCUUUCCAAAAAAGAGCUACCAGCAAACCUGAUCCAGGAAUAUGCCCUCACAACUGCAUACCUGUCAUCUUCCGUUGCGCAAAUAUCAUCAGAUGCCGUCCUGGUGCGACAUCUUAACCAGACUUUGCCACCACCUGAAUCCAGUGAUUGGACCUGGGAUACAAAUUUCGCACGAGCUUUCCGGAAAGUUGCCCAAGCCGUCCAGACGCGGUCUGCAGGGCUAAUCGCCGCUGCAGUCGUUGGCCUGCUCGCAUGCAAAGGAGAAAUAAAGCUCCGUGAUACGUUCGAUCCAAGCCCGCGCCGACUACAUAACAUCACAGUCCCCACCUUAAACAAUGGCUCCUCUUCAAAGCCUGUCGUAGGCGCUGUAAGCUCUGAGUUAGCCUCCAAAGACGGUGCCAAGGUUACGGCCAGUGAAAAGCCCAGCUCUGACGGGCACAAUGCACCCAUCAUUGAAUCCGUACCUUCUAACUGGAAGUCUGGCCCGGAGGAACUGGUGGUAGCGUACACAGGUGGUAUUAUCCAGCGAUAUCCACGCUUCAAGGAUACCUGUCAGCAGUUCAUUGACCGGCUAGUGAUUUGGGAUGGGCCUCAGGAGAGUGGAAAGUCGGUGUUUCUGCGGGAAGCAUCGGAUGGUGGUAUUAUUGGAGCGGGUGUGCUUGCAGGCAUGUUGGCUGGCGAGAGGUAA